AUGUCCGACUCACAGGCCGAUUCCGCCGAGCGCAAGCCCCGUAAGUCUGUCGCAUUCUCCGAGGGCGCCACCAUCGUAGACAGCGAUGGCCAAGUCACCGAGUCCAAGGAAGUGAACGGUGGUAAGUCCAGCGCGGAACGUCACUCUCGUGAUGCUUCUCCGUCUACGGGCGACGCAGACAAGGAGGUUGAGGAAGUCACCGACAUGUUCGCCGACCUCGCGAAGAAGAAGAAGAAGAAGUCCUCCAAGAAGAAGGAGGAGGGUGACGAGGAAGCCGGAGAGGACGACUUCGCCGCGCUCAAGAAAAAGAAGAAGUCCAGCAAGAAGAAGGUCGAGGACGACUUCGAGGCCAAACUUGCUGCUGCCGGUGGCGAGAAGGCUGAGGGUGAAGAGGACGCCGCCCCCGCCGAGCCAGAAGUACAGGAGGGCGACAUGAUCAAGGGCACCGGCAUCUGGCAGCACGACGCCACCACACCCAUCACAUACAACCUGCUGCUGAACCGCUUCUUCACACUCCUCCACUCGACACAUCCCGACCUUGCGAGCACGGGAAUGAAGAGCUACAAAAUCCCACCGCCCCAGUGUCUGCGUGAAGGCAAUAAGAAGACCAUCUUCGCCAACAUUGCCGAGAUCUGCAAGCGAAUGAAGCGUACCGAGGAGCACGUCACACAAUUCUUGUUCGCUGAGUUGGGUACCUCCGGCUCCGUCGCUGGUGACCGUAAGCUCGUCAUUAAGGGUCGUUUCCAGCAGAAGCAGAUCGAGAACGUCCUGCGGCGGUACAUUGUCGAGUACGUCACCUGCAAGACGUGCCGGUCGCCCGACACAGAUCUCUCCAAGGGUGAGAACCGUCUCAACUUCGUCACCUGCAACAGCUGCGGAUCGAGACGUUCGGUCCAGGCCAUCAAGACUGGUUUCUCGGCCCAGAUCGGCAAGCGAAGAAGGCAGGUCGGUUAAGCUGGUCUUCUUACGCGCUCCACGAUAUGUCAUGUCAUGUAUGGGGGCGCUUUUUCUGGGAUGGGGCCUUCGUCGGGCGCUACAAACUUUACUGUAUGUUUGUGUGCGCAUGAACAAGACGGAAAGCCAUGAUCAUGAGCUACAUCACCUGUACGCUAGAAAAGCAUUCGAUGUCUCGAUAGAUACGAAAGUGAUUUAGAAGUUCUAUCAUUCUUCUAACGGAUGAUC
This is a messenger RNA of Parastagonospora nodorum SN15, 1182 nucleotides long. RefSeq lists its product as hypothetical. Gene Ontology annotation, molecular function: translation initiation factor activity; mRNA binding; translation initiation factor binding. NCBI's taxonomy places the organism in Eukaryota, Fungi, Ascomycota, Dothideomycetes, Pleosporales, Phaeosphaeriaceae. Gene Ontology annotation, biological process: formation of cytoplasmic translation initiation complex; translational initiation; formation of translation preinitiation complex. The transcript has 4 exons. The record is from RefSeq and is a predicted model, not a curated record. Bases 1 to 954 code for a protein of 317 amino acids. Gene Ontology annotation, cellular component: eukaryotic translation initiation factor 2 complex.